CUCGCGAGAGGUUGUGUACGGUGAGCGCAUUUCUCUCUCUCUGAAUUCAUUCAUCUCGCAGCAUUGUAGAGUAAUCGCUCAUGAAUGAAAUUGGAUUUGAAUGAACAACCGAGAUUUAGAUAGCUUUGGAGUGUUCUCUAAUUUCUGUCGUCUGCAGCAUAAAUGGAAUUUUAGUAUAUACUGUGGAGUUUCUCUUUUCUUUAUAGUGAUGAUAUAUACAGCAAAACAGAAUAAAACGUUGGAAGUAUGCAUUUGAAAGUCGUUUUCUCGUUUAUUUAAUUUGAGAGGUGUAGUAUUUUGCCUUUAAAACUACUCUAAUUGCUGUCACCAUUUCGAAGUACUUCUUAAGAAGAUGUAUGCGAUGGAUACUGUAUUACGUCAAACUUAGUCGUUUUGCGGAGGGAAAAAAUACUACAUAGAAUGUUGAUAUUUUAUACACUGCAUAAUUUUAUUAGAAGUUGUGCUCUUAAAAUAUAAUAUUGCUCCAGUUCCUUGCGUCUUGAAAGAAUGAAAAGUUUAUUGUGAUUGAAAUCAUAUUUACCUUUUAAUGAAUACUGGAAAAAAUACAGCAGUAAAUUAACUAUUGGAUACGUUUUUACAUUCACGAAUCGGGAAGUAACAUCUCGGGCGAAAUUAAGGAGUAAAAAAUUUUGAAUGUCUCUUAAGUGACUGUCUUACAAAUGUACAGGUAUGGAUUACUAUGAUCUGUUGCGUGAUCUUAGCAAAAUUAUCUACGCGGUGAAUUUGAGAGCUAAAAGUGAUUUCAUAGAACUCCUGACAUCCUAAAACAUGCGGCUGCAAAAAUGGGAUUAAUAAUUGGUUAUUUUAAAAAAGUGCUGCAAAAUGCGUGGAAUUCAUGAUUUCCUUGUCUUCAUCUUCUGUGACUGAAUAUGUGUAUUAAUUAAUUUAUGCGAAUUAUGAACCAAGAAACAUCGUAAGAAAACGCUCUUGUCGCGUGUCUGUUAUGAAAAGUCGUCGUUUGAUAGCACAUACGUUUGAAAAAUUAUCGUAUAACUUUUAGCCACCCGGUAAUUCAAGUUAUUAAAUACAUUGCCAUUUAAGACAAAAACAUUGUUAAAUAUUGUGUUUUUAUUCAGAGAGGUAGCAAAUCUGCAAAUUUCCCAACCAUUGGUGAUUGUUUCUUAGCACCUUUAUUCUAACCGAUAAAUUUUGUGUGUCUUGUCAGAAACUACUCGUUGUGAAGGAAGCGUCACGGGUUGAGAAGAUGUUCAUGUUUCUUGUCGUGCAAUGCAGUGCGCUGAGAAUCUCAUUGUUGGUGCUUCAGUUUUUGGCGACACUAAUUCUGUGGAAUGGCCGUUUUGCGUCUGGAUCACGCAACUGGAUGAGGCCAUCCCCUUCGCAGGACUUGCCCGUUUUGGACCUGAUUGAGCCGAAAGACAAGAGGUACGACCCCAAGCCCGAAGAUCUCAACCCUCGGAAGUUGAGAGAUCUAAUGGGGAGGGACUUCGACAAACAGUUUCUGAGCGAGACCAGGCCGAUGGCCAGCAUCUUACAUCCCAAUGGAACUGUUGAGUUGAGCUUCAAGCGCACUAGAAAAGGGAAAGUGGUGCCUACAUCCAAGAUGCCAAAAGAAAUUCGCCACCUCAGGCUUCACGCGCUAAAACUGCCGGAUGGUAGUCGCUUCCGGAUGAAGGUUGGCAAAAAAAUGAGGCGCAAGUUCAAGCAACUCCUUUGGGCCUACACCUACUGCCCCGUAGCUUACAGGUGGAAGGAUCUCGGUCUGAGGUUCUGGCCCAGAUGGAUCAAAGAAGGGUCUUGUCUGACUCUCGGUUCAUGUUCCUUCCCGAGCGGCAUGUCCUGCAAGCCGCAUCGCUUCGUCAGAAAGAUGGUCCUGAGAUGGCAUUGCCAAGAUUGGUCCAAGAAGAGGUUGUGCAAAUGGUUAUCGGUCAGCAUCCCCAUCAUCACUGAAUGCAGCUGCAGCUGCUGAAAGUAGCUGACACUCGUAAUUACUGUUAACGGAUAGAUAGAAGAAUGAUGUGAUUUUCUUUUAAUUUGCCAUUUCCGAAAAGCGCAGAGGCGGUCAGUUUUCUCAGGAUCUUGAAGACGUCCGUGAAUCAAGCGGUCGUUCAUUUUAUCUAAGUCAAAAAUCGAACUGAAGGUUUUCUCAUCGCCGCCUACUGCUGCCUGACCUUUUUGGUUGUGUCCUCCAUAAUGUGUCGCCGUCUUGCGUGUAUUGUACAUCGUUAGUUGUUCCUUGAAAAUCCCAAAUAUCCUCUAGAGUGUGCCCCUUUUUUUCUUGUGUAUAUAGCGAGUGGACUUAAGAUUUCUAGGACGUUGUAAUUAGAGGUGUAUAAGUUUUUAAAUUAUGAUUAUUCAGUGACACAGUGACGAAACUGGAAGUUCGAUGUUAUUUUUGAACAUCUGUGAUAAACGUCAUUUUUAUAUAGGUAAUUAAUUAAUUAAUAUCGUAGCAUUUUUUUUUUUUUGAAAUUGUUUUCCUUUGUACGAAUAAAUUUCCUUUUUAAUGUAGUAAUUUAAUGAGUCUACAUUUGUGAUGAAUAAUGUUUAUACUAUAAAUAAAUUUGUCGUUAUAUGAUGCAAAAUGCUUGGGAAUGAAACAUGUAAUUAACUUUAAAAUAAUUUAAGUCAGUGAUUCUCACUUUUUUCUUGCACCCCUCUUUCAAAGGAAUGAUUUUUUCCAUCGAUACCCUUACGUUUUUCUCCAUAAUAUACAUUGUAUGCACAACAUAAUCAUAAUAUAAAUAAUUAAAAGGUAACAAUUAGAUGAAGAAUAUAAAACAAGUUCAUUUAUAGUUUAUGUCAUUCUAAAUGUUAACGAGAUCAUUUAUAGUUUAUUUAAUUUGAUAUUAUAUUAUAAUUAUACUGAUGUUUUAAUUCGAAAAUAGUUAUAAUUUAUUAAUUGUAUUUACUAGAAUGUUUUUAAAUUCUAUUGACAUUUUUACUAGCAGGUAAUUCUUUAGGAAGUUAUCUGUUACUCUGUUUUUUUUUUUUAAUUAAUAUUACUAUUAUUAUUAUUAUUCACGUGUUGAUUGAUGAAUGACAAAUGAUGAAGUAAGAAUUUAUAAUAAUAUUUAUAAUAUAGGACAAUAAUUUCAUUCCAAUGAAAAAUUCUUUUGAUGUUGAAGAAAGUUUAUAGUAUGAAAAAUUUCAUUUCGUAAAAUAUUGAGAAGUAAAAGUGGAAUAAAUUAUAAUUCUAAUCCAACGCAUUAUAAAGAGUAACUUAAUUCCUUAGUUAUGCCAAAAGAAUUUUAUCUCGGUUUAAAAUAUUUUAUUUGAGUGCAUUAUUAUUACUUGCAUGUUAAUUAAUAAGUAACGGAUGAUUAAAUAAUACUUUCACUUCAUUCUAAGUUUGACAAUUUCAUUCUUUUGAAAAAAAAAUUAUAAUUUAGAAAUUUCAUAUCAAAAUUUCCUUUUAUACUUUUUUUCUUUCAUUAAAUGUUAAUUUUGUAUAUUAAAAAAUAAAAACUAUAUGUUAAAAUUUCAUUUAGAAUAUACAGUGGCUAACAAAAGUGUUCGCACGCUUACGAGUUCCAGUGAAAUAUUCCUUUGUUCAUUAAUAAAAAUUAAUAUUUUAGAAUGAAAAAUUUUUAACAAUAUCUAUAUACCUGCAGCUUUCAAACAUCUCGGCAUACAGAUCAACCAAGAUCUUGGGAUUAAACUCCUAUUUUUUUUCUCCAAACAGUUAUCCGUCUACAGGAACUAAAAGUGUUAAAUUUACUUUCAUCUUUGCAAAUAAGACAUUCCAAUACGCUUUGAGCUUAUUUACCAUUAAUUUUGAGAAGAAAAGCCUAAGCUCUCUUUCGAGCAGAGCGUCUAUGUAAUCCAGCUGAUAUUAGCACUCGUCGAACAGUUUUAUGUGAAAUUGAAGUAGAAUACUUUUCAGUAAAUUCUGUAGAAAUCUUUGCAACGUGUAUUUUUUACAGAGUUUCGAACUAUAAAUCUCUGAUCGCGUUGAGUCAUGUCGAAUCCUCUUUGCCGGACAACCUCAUCUUACUUUAUUUUGGAUCCGAUUUUCUUCUUUCAUUUUAUCACAUACUGCGUCGUAGAAUGGGAUAAAUUUACUAAUUUAGCGAUAUCUCAAAUCGCUUUUCCAUGCUGAUGAUAAAAAAUGAUCAAUUUUCGAAUGCUGUUCGUUGCUUCCUUAUGACUACGAGACAUUUUUAAGCAUUUAAUAAAAUAUAACGAAGUAAGCAAGCAAAAAAUAAAGCCAAACAAUUUUUUUAACUCACUAAAAUGGGGGGGGGGUAGACGAUAAUUUUGUUAUGAAAUUUUACGAAAAUGUUCCAGUGUACGAUUACUUUUGUGGCGUUUUUUAUCUAUGUCUUCUUACAUUUUCAAUUUUAGAAAAAGAAAAUAAGUCAGUAUUAAAAAUUAAAAGUUUGGUUUUAUUUAAAAUCACAUGGAGAUGAUAUGAAAAAAUAUUGGGCUUUGUAUUCGAACUCAAUUCUGGCUUUACAGCUUUACAGCGCUUUUUCUGCAAAUUCUUAAAGUGUGCGAACACUUUUGUGAGACACUGUAUUUUUAAUAAUAAUAA
Stegodyphus dumicola is the source of this 4516-nucleotide messenger RNA. Its product is annotated as noggin-2-like. The record is from RefSeq and is a predicted model, not a curated record. NCBI's taxonomy places the organism in Eukaryota, Metazoa, Arthropoda, Arachnida, Araneae, Eresidae. Gene Ontology annotation, biological process: dorsal/ventral pattern formation; negative regulation of BMP signaling pathway; negative regulation of cell differentiation.